AUGCCUCCCAAGACAGGCCGCGGUCGCAAAGCAGCGGGCACCCCGCGACAAUCCACAGCCGGCGACCGGGCUGCAGUAAGCGCUACGAAAGCCGCUGCGACUACAUCGCCAUCCGCUUCGAGAGUGCGCAAGUCCACUGGACCGUCCCGCGGGGGCAAGAGACCAGCCGGAAAGCAACCCAGAGAGUCCGAUGUCCAGCCUGGUGACCCCACUCCCCGAGGACGUUCACGCCGCUUCAAGCCUGGGACCGUGGCUCUCAAAGAGAUCCGCAAGUAUCAGCGUACUUUCGAUCUCCUCAUUCAAAAACUCCCCUUCGCUCGGCUGGUCCGCGAGGUCGCGCUUGAUCUCCUCCCUUCAGAUGUAGGCUCCGAGCUGCGCUGGCAGUCGCAUGCGAUCCAGGCGCUCCAGGAAGCCGCCGAAGCCUUCCUUGUCCACCUGUUCGAGGACACCAACCUCUGCGCCAUCCACGCCAAGCGCGUGACCAUCAUGCAGAAAGAUAUCCAACUAGCUCGGCGCAUCCGCGGUGCCUGGGGAGGUCUGGGUUAA
Messenger RNA from Aspergillus ibericus CBS 121593, 546 nucleotides. Its product is annotated as histone H3 family protein. The record is from RefSeq and is a predicted model, not a curated record. The coding region runs from base 1 to 546 and encodes 181 amino acids. The transcript has 2 exons. Gene Ontology annotation, molecular function: protein heterodimerization activity; DNA binding; structural constituent of chromatin. Lineage: Eukaryota; Fungi; Ascomycota; Eurotiomycetes; Eurotiales; Aspergillaceae. Gene Ontology annotation, cellular component: nucleosome.